UGGGAUCUAGCUUGACAUGUAUAGCAAGAUUUUUAGGUUAAUAUAUACCUGGAGGUACAGCCGUCGAUGUCAUAUUUUCUGCUGCUUUGCUUUGUGGAUUCCCCAUACGUACCUUGCUUGCAUAUUCACUGCACCUACAUUGGAGCUGGCGAGAGCAUCUACAUUGGAGCUGGCGAGAGCAUCUCAGAUCAUGCAUCCCGUCUGGGUGUCCAGGAGCGAAAGUUGGACGUCAAUGUAUUUGAAACAAUGGAUGUAAGACUGAAACAAUUAGUGGAUAUUUCAACAAUGGAUGUAAGACAGAACCAAUGCGCGGAUCUGUUGAAAGUAUGUACUGUAAGCGCAUCUGUUGUAAUACCUAAUCAGGAACUGGGAUCAGCCCCGGCAGUGUCCAGAAGGGAACCAAUGCGCGGAUCUGUCGGCUUCGCCGUCGGUUUCGCCGUCGGUUCCAGUGAGUGA
This is a messenger RNA of Triticum dicoccoides, 456 nucleotides long. RefSeq lists its product as uncharacterized. Bases 67 to 456 code for a protein of 129 amino acids. The record is from RefSeq and is a predicted model, not a curated record. Lineage: Eukaryota; Viridiplantae; Streptophyta; Magnoliopsida; Poales; Poaceae. The transcript is spliced from 3 exons.